Messenger RNA from Dermatophagoides pteronyssinus (European house dust mite), 1362 nucleotides. RefSeq lists its product as uncharacterized. The record is from RefSeq and is a predicted model, not a curated record. NCBI's taxonomy places the organism in Eukaryota, Metazoa, Arthropoda, Arachnida, Sarcoptiformes, Pyroglyphidae.
UAUAUUUGUUCAUCAAGUUAUGAAAUCUUUAUUAUGUUACUGCAUUAUUAUCGAUGUAGUAUAAGCUUUUUAGUUUCCGAUGAGAAAUACGGUGGCAAGCUGACAUCUAACGGUUCUUGGACCGGUAUAUUAAAAUUUGUGGAUCAGAAUAAAGUUGAUUUCAUACCUCACAUGUUUUCAUUUGAUGAUAAUCGUAAUCAAUUAUUGGAUGAUAAACAAUUAUUUCCACAAGAACAUUCAAUAACAAUAUUGAGUCAAAAAAAUUAUAUAAUCGAUUAUGAUCCAUUUAAAUUAUUUCAUGCAUAUACAUUGGAUAUUUGGUUACUAAUAUUAAUCAGCUUUAUAUCAUUUACAUUCAUAAUAAAUUUAUUCGAAUGUCUAAUGACAAUUAAUUAUGAAAAUAAUCACAAUCAUUGGUUUAGAUUUUAUCAUUUAGUUAAUAAUCUAAUUGAUAUUUUCACUUUAUUCAUGGGUCAAGAUUUAACCAAAUGGAAAAAUUCUGUCCGUAUUCAUUAUGAUGAUGAUGAUGACUAUCAUCAUCAGUGCUUACGACAAAAUUCGAAAACAGCUAUAAAAAGUUUAAGAUAUUCGUUGAUAAUCUGGAUAUUUGCAUCAGUGAUUUUGCGCUUAUUGUUUUCAUUAGACAUAUUGGCCUUAUUUUUAUCGGAAAAAGAGCAAAAUAUUGAUUAUUUUGAUCAAUUAGAAUCAUUACUACAAAAACACCCGAAUUUCCGUAUCAUAAUGGAUCCGAAAUCUUCGACAGGACAGAAAUAUCUACAGAAUUUUCCGAAAUCAAAAAAAUUCAUAAUACCUGUUGAAAAUCGUGAUUUAACCACAUGGAGAACAAUUGAAAAAUUAAGUAACGGCCAUCAUAUACUCAUUAUUGAUCGUAGACGAGCGGAAUUAUUAGAGAAUUUUUAUGAAAAUCUUAAACUACACGUAUCGAUUGAAGGUUUACGAAGAACUUUAGUAAAUUUAGCCAUACGUAAAAGUCUUGAUAAUCAAACAAAACAUUAUUUACGCCGAAUAUCAAAAAAUAUUCAUGAAAUGGGUAUCUGGAAAGUGAUGUGGCUUAAAUUAAUUAAAUUCAACCGGUUACAAUCUGAAUUAAAUAUUCUACAAAAUCAAGGAAAUUUAACACUAAAAAGCGCCGAAGAUAAUGCGAAAAAAAUAUCUGAAAUUAAGUUUAAAAAUAAAAUCUUUAUUGAGAAUAAUAUGACCGAACGUUCAUUGGAUGCGACAAAUACAUUAUCAUUAAUUUAUGUUUAUUUAUUGAGUAUCGGUUUUUCCAUAACAAUGUUUAUUAUCGAAAUACUUUAUUUUAUAAUAAAAAUAAAUCGGGAAGCAACUGAUCUGAGAUAG